This is a messenger RNA of Tribolium castaneum (red flour beetle), 5622 nucleotides long. Its product is annotated as phospholipid-transporting ATPase ABCA3. Gene Ontology annotation, molecular function: ATP hydrolysis activity; ATP binding; ABC-type transporter activity. The record is from RefSeq and is a predicted model, not a curated record. Bases 245 to 5476 code for a protein of 1743 amino acids. NCBI's taxonomy places the organism in Eukaryota, Metazoa, Arthropoda, Insecta, Coleoptera, Tenebrionidae. Gene Ontology annotation, biological process: transmembrane transport; lipid transport. The transcript has 15 exons. Gene Ontology annotation, cellular component: membrane; intracellular membrane-bounded organelle.
ACCCUCUCUCUUAUUCUAUGCCUGUACCCACUGAUGUGACUGAUGGGUGAUAUUUAUUUUUGUAUUAUAUGUGCAGAUGUGUGUGGUAAAAUAGUUGAAAUAUGUAAAAGAGAUGUGCCAAAAAAUUAAAACAUAUUGACAACGAAAGUGGUGUUUUAUGAAAUAAAAUUUGUAAUUAAGUUAAACCGCCUUCCACUUUUCACCAUUUUAUCCACUACAAUAUUUGAUCUUGUAAGUAUGAACAAUGGGGAAGAAACUGGACAAGUUCCUUCUACUGAUGUGGAAGAAUUGGUUGCUGCAAUACCGGAAGCCUCUCCAAACCCUUGUAGAAAUUCUAGCUCCAGUCCUGUUCUCCAUCCUCCUAGUCGUUAUUCGAAGUCUGGUUGAUCCUGAAACGAAUGAUCCAAAGAUUUACACGCCCUUCUGUCUACUCCCAAUUUUAUGCUCGGAUGAAAGUAUUAGCACAAAUCCGAAAUUUCUAACGAACCUCGGAAAUACGACGUUCAGAAACUUUACACUAGUGUAUUCACCUUACUCAAACAAAGCCGUAAGACGGUCAAUGGGAAUUCUUGAAACUGUUUUGGGUGGCCACGUGGUUGGUUACAACAACUCUGACCAACUAGAAGCCCAUUUCCUCGAUUCGAAUUCCUCUCUCACGUUUGCUGCCAUCCAACUUGAUGACUCUUUAGCGCACCAAGACACUCUACCAGACGACUUGGAAGUAUCGCUGAGAUUUCCAAGCGAACUUCGGAUUGGGUUCGAUUUGUUUGGGCAAAACUGGCACACAAAUCUUUUGUAUCCUGUGUAUCAAGUACCAGGCCCCCGAGCGCCAGAGAACAACACAGGGGCUCUCCCAGAAAAGUUACGCGAUUUAGAUAGAAGAAAAAGAACGUGGAGAACUAAUCUUUUAUUUCCCAUUUAUCAAUCACCUGGUCCUAGAUCCCCAAGAUCAGACAUUGGUGGUAAACCAGGUUACUUCAAAGAAGGAUUCUUGACCUUACAACUAGUCAUGACGUACAUUUUUGCAAUUGGCGGACACCUUGAAGCGCAAAAUCUAACACAGUUUCAAAAUAUUAUUACUACACUUCUGCCACCGCUAAUUAAAAUGCAACGUUUUCCGUAUGGAAGUUGGAUAGAGGAUCCUUUGCUACAAGCUUUAGAAAGUUUCGUUGGAGUUAUUAUUAUGUUGAGUUUCGUUUACACUUGCAUAAACACGGUUAAAGUUAUAACAACCGAAAAAGAGAAACAGCUUAAGGAGGCUAUGAAAAUUAUGGGUUUGCCUAACUGGCUCCAUUGGACUGCGUGGUUUAUCAAAACAUUUGUCUUUCUUUUAGUUUCAGUAGUUUUAAUUAUUUUACUUUUGAAAAUCUCGUGGUAUUCACACACCGAAUAUAGUGUUUUCACGUACGCAGAUCCCACAGUAAUGUUGGUGUUCUUAGUACUGUACGUUUGUGCAACUAUAACUUUUUGUUUUGCGAUUAGCGUAUUUUUUUCUAAAGCAAAUACAGCUGCAACAGUAGCUGGUCUUGUAUGGUUCCUCUCUUAUGCUCCAUAUUUAUUUUUACAAAAGCAGUAUGACCAACUCAGUCUCUCUACUAAACUCAUAGCAAGUCUUGGGUCAAACACUGCAAUGGCUUACGGGUUCCAGUUAAUGUUAAUGUAUGAGGGUACCAGUGAAGGAAUACAAUGGUCCAAUAUAGGAAGACCCAAUACUCCCGAUGACAGUCUAACGCUCGGUUACAUAAUGAUGAUGCUGGUAAUAGACACUUUUAUCUAUCUUUUUGUGGCUCUUUACGUCGAAGCCGUUUUUCCCGGGGAGUACGGAGUGCCACUUCCUUGGUACUUCCCGUUUACUUCCGCCUAUUGGUGUGGUCAUCCUAGCUAUGUAGGAGUUGAAGAUUUCACUAGUGUCCCAUCACAAGAAGGUGAAUUUUUUGAAAAAGAACCUAACAAUCUUACACCCGGUAUACAAAUUCGAAAUUUGCGGAAAGUUUUUGACCAAAAAGCAGCAGUUCGAAAUCUCUCGCUAAACAUGUACAACGAUCAAAUUACGGUCCUUCUUGGACACAAUGGUGCCGGAAAAACUACCACCAUGUCCAUGCUGACUGGAAUGUUUCCUCCCACAAGUGGUACUGCAGUCGUUUGUGGACACGACAUUAAAACGGAUAUGGACGGAGUAAGAGAAAGUCUGGGUCUAUGUCCUCAACAUAACAUCAUCUUCGACGAACUCACCGUCCGAGAGCAUCUCUACUUUUUCAGUAAACUUAAAGGACUGAAACGUGAAGCAAUCAAUGAAGAAAUUGAUAAAUACGUCGAACUGUUGGAACUGCAACCUAAAGCGAAUGCAAAAUCGGCCACUUUGUCAGGAGGAAUGAAGAGAAAACUUUGUGUGGGUAUGGCAUUGUGUGGCAACUCUAAAGUUGUCAUGCUUGAUGAACCCACUGCCGGAAUGGAUCCAUCAGCAAGACGAGCUUUGUGGGAUUUGCUUCAAAAUCAAAAACACGGAAGGACGAUGCUUUUAACAACACAUUUUAUGGACGAAGCUGAUUUAUUAGGUGAUAGAAUCGCUAUUAUGGCCGGAGGGGAGUUACAGUGUUGCGGCUCAAGUUUCUUCCUAAAGAAGAAAUACGGGACGGGAUACCAUCUCAUAAUGGAUAAGGCUUCGAAUUGUCAAGAGGAACAAGUAACACAACUUUUGAAGCGACAUAUUCCUAAUAUCCAGGUACACGGUAAUGUUGGCUCUGAACUCACGUAUCUACUAUCCGAAGAUCACUCUUCAGUUUUUGAAGAAAUGCUGCGAGACUUAGAAGAAAAUAGUGAUAGUUUGGGUAUUCGUAGUUACGGAAUUUCACUAACAACUUUAGAAGAAGUUUUCAUGAAAGUCGGUGCUGACCACGGCCAGGAAGAAAGCUAUAACGGUUUUGUGCAAGAAACAGAUUGUAAUAAAACAAUGCUGGGUAAAAUAAAAUCGAAAUUGAAAAGGAAUGAAAACUACGAAAAUAGCAUUAACGAAACAACUUUAAACCUUGAAACUUCUGCUCUUCUAACCGGUUUCAUGUUAAUCAAAAAUCAGUUUUUGGCAAUGCUUAUGAAAAAAAUUUUAUCAAUCGUACGAACCUGGAUAUUGCAGUUUAUUCAAAUUUUGAUGCCAGUUGCGUUUCUUAUCAUAGCCAUUGUCGUUAGCAGAAACACUAACAAAUCAGCAGAUUUACCCAAACUGCCCAUAACAUUAGAUUCGUAUCGCAAUCCAGUAACGCUAAUUGAAGAUAAUGCAAAUAACUCAUAUUCGGCCUUGUAUAUGCAAAGCCUUAAAGGUUAUGAAAUUCAAAGAGUGGCAAGCAUCCACGAUGUAAUGCUUAAUUUGACCGUAACUGUUCCAUCCACUGUCAGACUAAGAUACAUUGUUGGAGCUAGUUUCAACAAAACAUUCGGCGGUGUUUUUACAACUAUCACAGCCUGGUUUAAUAAUAACCCUUACCACUCCCCGCCUCUAGCAUUAGGUCUUGCCUUAAACGUGGCUUUCAAGCAUUUAGCUGGCACAAAUCGUUCAAUAAGAUGGGCAAAUUAUCCGUUACCGUUUACAGCCGAUACAAAAGUGCAGCAACUGUUGGAAGGCAACAGUAUGGGUUUCCAGCUCGCUUUCAACAUCGGAUUUAGUAUGGCUUUUGUAUCCUCAUUCUACGUCCUAUUUUAUGUGCGGGAACGAGUUUGCAAGUCAAAACAUUUACAAUUCGUGUCCGGAGUGAAAGUUUACAUAUUCUGGAUAAUGUCAUUCGUCUGUGAUAUAAUCACGUUCAUUGUGACCAUCAUCGCGAUCAUCAUUACUUUGGCGUGUUUCCAAGAAGAUGGCUUCCGGUCGGCUGAGGACUUAGGUCGCAUGUUCCUUCUUUUGUUCUAUUUUGGCGUUGCAAUGUUGCCUAUGAUGUACUUUGCGUCAUACUUGUUCGAAGUACCUUCGACAGGUUAUACUAGAAUGACCCUCUUUAGUGUUUUCACUGGAGUGGCUGCCUUUUUGGUUGUUCAAGUUUUGGCAACACCUGGAUUGGAUUUGGAAUAUGUCGCGAAUACUCUACAUUGGAUUUUCCUGGUAGUACCCCAUUAUUCGUUAGCUACAGGUAUUAGAGACGUUUAUACAACAUUUGCCACUAAUAAAAUGUGCAAAUACGCCGUCCAAACGUGCGUCGAGAAUAGGCCAGAUAUGACUGUGGACAAGUGUUGGGAUUUGACUUGUCAUAAUGCAAGUGCUGUGCUACAGGAUUACUGUUGUGUACGCGAGCCGCACUAUUACAAAUGGGCCAGUCCUGGAAUAGGCCGAAAUUUGCUAUACUCAUUUUCCGUUGGAAUAGUCCUAUUUAUUCUACUCAACAUAAAAGAAUAUAAAAUAUUUUCAAAAACGAUAGACCAUAUUGUUGAGAGCUAUAGAAACAAAUUGCCCCAGCCAGUGGAAAAUGAAGACAGCGAUGUCGCGGAAGAAAAACACAAAAUCCACAACACUUCUGAAACAGAGUUACAAAAAGACUACAUUUUGGUGCUUAAAGAUUUGACAAAGUAUUACAACAACUUUUUGGCAGUUAACGGAUUGUGUCUGGGUGUUAAGGAACGUGAAUGCUUCGGAUUAUUGGGUAUAAACGGUGCUGGGAAAACCACAACUUUUAAAAUGAUGACCGGUGAUGUAAAAAUCACGCACGGAGAAGCUUGGGUGAAAAAAUUCAGUAUCAAAUCGCAACUAAAACAAGUGCAAAAGUUGAUUGGAUAUUGUCCGCAAUUUGACGCUCUUCUUGAUGACCUGACUGCCAAAGAAUCAUUGGUAAUGUUUGCACUUUUGAGAGGAGUUCCAAUGGACGAGUGCCGAUACCUGGUCCAGAAACUAUCGACAGAUUUUGAUUUCCAAAGACAUUUGAAUAAAAAGGUUAAGGAACUUAGUGGUGGUAACAAGAGGAAGUUAAGUACUGCCAUUUCGCUGAUUGGCGAUCCUCCGGUGAUAUAUUUAGACGAACCUACGACAGGAAUGGACCCUGCGACGAAACGCUAUUUGUGGGAUGCCAUCUGCAAAGUUAGAGAUAACGGAAAAUGUGUAGUCUUGACCUCUCAUAGUAUGGAAGAAUGUGAAGCUUUGUGCACAAGACUAGCCAUAAUGGUUAAUGGCAAUUUCAAAUGUUUGGGUUCCACUCAACAUUUGAAAAAUAAAUUUGCCGAAGGGUAUACGUUGACAAUUAAAAUUAAGAAAAGCCCUGGCGGGGAAGAUGCCGAUAUUAAACCAAUUGAAAAUUUCAUCUCGGACCAUUUUCCCAAAGCAAUACAAAGAGAAAAACAUCAAGAGCUUUUAACAUAUUAUAUUGUAGAUAAAAGCAUCCCCUGGUCCAGAAUGUUCGGGAUUUUGGAAAAAGGAAAAAAGCAGCUAAAUAUUGAAGAUUAUUCUUUGGGUCAAUCAAGUUUGGAACAGGUAUUUUUAUCUUUCACAAGGUUGCAACGUUAAUUUAAACUAAACUUGAAGUAGAACAUUUAUUUUUUAUAUGUGUGCCUUUUCUUGUUGACAAGUGGUGAUAAAACAUGUAAUACACUCAUGUAACUAAUAUGCAAAACAGUAUUUAUUUUAAGUUAUAAUAAACUAAAUAAAUUUUA